UGCUGACGUUAAGUUUAUCAUCAUAAUUAUGUAGCAAUUUAAAACAAAGCUAUCUAUAAUUUGUUUAAAUAUAGCGCCUGCCAGACUGACAUAGCCCCUAACUUCCCCUCCAGCAAUUUAGUCAAACGUGUCUUAGACUGCUUUACGAGGUUUACUCGUAUAUUCAGUCUAAAUCGGCUAAGCGGUAAUCAAUUACCGCCAUACUGCUUCUAUAGAUUUUCGAGAAUAUGGCUGCCCCAUUCGCAAAAGUUACAAAACUUUUUUAAAACAGUUCGCCAAUUAGCGAGACACGCUGUGACUGUGUGACACAUUUGAUUGUUCCUAUUCAAUUCAACUACGUUAUUAUCGGGAACAUGUCAGCUCAAAACGUCAGCCAAAAAACUCAUUACGGAAAGUGUUGGCUUGCCGAUAAAGUCUGGCGUGAGCGAUAGCUAUAUAAUUAGCGAUAUACGGUGAAGACCCACCUAUUCCUAAUCUCCUAAUACCUGCCAUUUACCAUCACACACACAAAGACUGUCAAAAGUUGCAAGGGCACCGUGCUAUGUCGUACACGCCUACCGCUUCACUUCCAUUGCACGGUUAAAAGCCUGUCGAGCCGACGGCAGACCAUUUCGACAUCGACCUUGAAUAGACGAAUCAAUUAAGGGAUUAAGGUAUUGAUUUCGGAAUUAAUGUCGGGUCGGUCGGCGAAGACAUUUACGGCGAGUUUAAAGGAAUCUUGAUAAUAGCUGUAAUAGCUUCAGUUUUGUUCAAAGUCAAGCCUCAGCUAGAUAUUUCGAACGCCCAGAGGUAUAUGUCGAAGGUGUACGCACUUGGCGCAAAAGUCAUGUGCAACAACGUAGUCGGCUUGGUCGGUACACAGCGAACGCUUUGCCGAGAAAAUCCCGAAGUAAUGACGAGCAUCGGCAAAGGAGCGAAACUUGGCUUGGAACAGUGUCAGAAGCAGUUCAGCCAGGAUCGUUGGAAUUGUUCGACGUUCGAACAAGAUACGUCUGUCUUUGGAAAGCUCAUGCGAAGAUCCAAUAAGGAGACGGCGUUUGUGCAUGCAAUAACCUCGGCAGGUGUCGUGUACGAAGUAACCCGUGCUUGCAGCCGAGGAGAGCUGAGAGAAUGCAAUUGCGACAGGAAGAAUGAGAAGACAAGUGAAAACGAUGGAUUUCAGUGGGGAGGAUGCAGCGAGAAUGUUGGUUACGGAAUCCAGUUUGCCCGCACGUUUAUUGACUCUCGUGAAACCCAGCAAGAUCCACCCGCGCUUAUGAAUCUACACAACAACAAAGUCGGACGAAAGGCAGUUCGACGUUUAAUGGAACUCCAGUGUAAAUGCCACGGAGUAUCUGGUUCUUGCGCCGUGAAAAGUUGUUGGAAACAAAUGAUGCCCUUUGAAACAGUCGGAAAUUUGUUGCGUCGAAAGUAUUUGAACGCCAUCAAAGUUACUGUCGACCAAGCUGGAAAAUCUUUAUCGAAAGUCAACAAAAGGAAGAAACCCUCCGGGGAGGCGAUGGUCUUUUUGGAGAAUUCGCCGGACUACUGCAGGAAAGACGAUGCGACGGGAUCGCCUGGAACAGGAGGGCGUGAAUGCAACAAAACAAGGGACGGUGUCGGGAGCUGUGCCGCUCUAUGCUGUGGACGAGGUUUCGAUACAAUUGAAAUGGAUGAUGAGAGCAAAUGCGAUUGUCAGUUUCAUUGGUGCUGCUACGUUAAGUGUAAAGACUGUCAUUAUAAGGUGGACAAAAACUUUUGCAAGGCGCCGCCCAAAGCAGAAUCAUCAAGGCCACGGCCGCGCGGAAAACGUGACGGGCGGAGGAGAUUUGAAAUACAAAAUAAUGUUCUGAAAAAUCACGUUGUUAUAUGAUAUCUCUUGUCCUUAUAAUGACUACAACUAGACGUAGUCCAGGUAACAUUCUAAGCCUAAUCGAGAAAACAUCCGUUUUCGUAUAUGGAUUACAGAACAUUUUAAGCUUAUAUACAGUCCACAUAAAAUAUUCCACAGCUUUUCAUUUUUAUAUAUCAACUGAAACAUGUUAUAUAAAUCAGUUGCAUGUUCAAUAAAGAGCAUUAGAUUCGAUCAAUAGUAAUAUACAGUAGGAGGCAAAAGUUUGAGUCCAGUGACUGUAUUUCUUUGUUUCAGCAGCAUAUAUUAAUAUUCUACA
Messenger RNA from Dendronephthya gigantea, 2150 nucleotides. Its product is annotated as protein Wnt-2b-A-like. Gene Ontology annotation, cellular component: extracellular region. The record is from RefSeq and is a predicted model, not a curated record. Gene Ontology annotation, molecular function: cytokine activity; frizzled binding. Lineage: Eukaryota; Metazoa; Cnidaria; Anthozoa; Malacalcyonacea; Nephtheidae. The transcript is spliced from 4 exons. Gene Ontology annotation, biological process: multicellular organism development; cell fate commitment; neuron differentiation. The coding region runs from base 794 to 1852 and encodes 352 amino acids.